AUGCUCCUUCCGGGUCGUCUGGGAAACUCUCAAUCGAGCCUCGCCACCGAUCCGAGAACUCAUCGUGGACUCCUGAAAGGCCUAGAAGCGUAUGAAAUGCAGUACAAUACUUUUCUGACCGCGAACAUCACUCCAGAUGCUUCUCUAGCAGAAAUAAUUGCUUUCGCCCAUGAGAGCGAAAAGGCACUCGAGAGCAUGAUACAUGGAAUGGACUUUGGCGUACUACAUCCUUCGCAACAAAGUCCAAUCACCGUGACACAAGUCUUCAUUCCUGGCGUCAACGAGAACCAAAUUCAACUAUCCAUAUAUCGCCCCGCCCAUGAAAACUCUCAGGAGGAGCUACCCGCCGUCUUGUAUUUUCACGGAGGUGGCAUGGUCAUGUUAUCCACGCAAAAUCGUCUACACACGAGCUACGCAGAAGCGAUUGCUCGCACGGGUCUGGUCGCCAUUCUCGUGGAUUUCAGCAAUGUUCUCAGCAACGGAAAUCCCGAAGCCAGUUCACACACCAAUCUCAAUCCAUUUCCUACGGGACUAGACGAUUGUGUCUCAGCAGCGAGGUGGAUAAACAAACACAAACAAGACCUGCGAAUCAGCAAAAUCGUGCUGCACGGUGAUAGCGGAGGGGCAAAUCUGGCUUUGGCUACAGCGUUGAGACUCAAUAUUAGUGAAAAUACAAAGGCUACGAUCGAUGGUGUGUUUGCCGUGGAUCCCUAUAUCAGCGGAGCGUACGACCAGAGUCGGGAAUGGAAAUUGAAAAAUCUGCUGCAAUCUUUGGUCGAGUGUGAUGGAUAUGAUGUGAGUUGUUCUUCGUGCUCGAUUUAUGCUCGUCUCUACGACCAUCAGGGCAAAUUUCGAAACGAUCGUUUUGCUUGGCCAUACUGGGCGAUGGAGUCUGAUUUGUGUGGCUUGCCGCCUCAUGUGAUUAUGGUUGCUGAGUUGGAUCCGUUGAGGGAUGAAGGGAUCGAGUAUUGCAGGAAACUCGUUCGGGCUGGCGUGAGGAGUGUGGGAAGGGUGAGAUUGGGAAUGACUCAUACGGGUGAUUUAUUGUUGAGGCAGUACGUGCCGGACGAGUUUUUGGAAUUACUCGAUAUGCUCAGGGGUUUUGUCGAUAGACUUUGA
This is a messenger RNA of Sphaerulina musiva SO2202, 1119 nucleotides long. RefSeq names its product alpha/beta-hydrolase. Bases 1 to 1119 code for a protein of 372 amino acids. The record is from RefSeq and is a predicted model, not a curated record. The transcript has a single exon. Gene Ontology annotation, molecular function: hydrolase activity. Lineage: Eukaryota; Fungi; Ascomycota; Dothideomycetes; Mycosphaerellales; Mycosphaerellaceae.